AUGAAGGACUUUCGAGUCUGGUUCACUAUGGCGGGACUCACGGAACGAGAAAAGAUGCUGCGUGGCGAGCUGUUUUGCGCUUUUACCCCGGAUAUGGUAGCUGCUAGAGCUCGAUGCAAGUAUGCCUGCAAUCGAUUCAAUAAUACCUCGGAUGAGGUACCUCGUCGGCGACUGGUUGAGAUGUGGCGAGACAUAACUGACGACAAAACACCUCUCCCACCUAAACUCCUCGACCCAGCUGCCGACGACGACCAGUUCAAACAUGAGCCCUGGAUCGAGGCCCCGAUCAAAGUGGACUACGGCUUCAACGUGAAGCUCGGGGCCGGAGUCUUUGUCAACUUCAACUGCGUCUUCAUCGACACCUGUCCCAUUACAGUAGGAGCACGGACUUUGUUCGGGCCUAAUGUGAAUUUGUUUUCCGGGACCCAUCCUCUUGAUCCGGCGCUGCGGAAUGGGACUGAGGGGCCAGAGAUGGGGAAGCCGAUUUCCAUUGGGGAGGAUUGUUGGAUUGGGGGGAAUGUGAUUGUUCUUCCUGGGGUGAGUAUCGGGAAGGGAGCUACUAUUGGAGCAGGGAGUGUUGUUACAAAGGAUGUGCCUGCUUUCCAUGUGGCUGCGGGUAACCCGGCUAGGAUUAUUCGGAAGAUUGAGACGACAAUGACAGAGUGA
Messenger RNA from Penicillium waksmanii, 666 nucleotides. RefSeq names its product sugar O-acetyltransferase. The transcript is spliced from 4 exons. Bases 1 to 666 code for a protein of 221 amino acids. The record is from RefSeq and is a predicted model, not a curated record. Gene Ontology annotation, molecular function: acetyltransferase activity. Lineage: Eukaryota; Fungi; Ascomycota; Eurotiomycetes; Eurotiales; Aspergillaceae.